AUUUUCAAAACAGCCAAGAGGAUCAGCCUGAGUGGUUUUAAUGGCCUUCCUGGUCGCCAGCGCCUACGCCGGUAACUUAGGUGGUGGUGCCGGUGGCCUGGGACCGGCUGCAGCAGGGCCUGGCGGCCCAGGGCUCAAUGGAGGUGGUGGUGGUCUGGGUCCUGGCCUUGGCGGUGCCGGCGGCGGCCUCGGUGAUGGUCUCGGAGGAGGUCUCGGAGUCGGCCUUGCGGGAGUCCUUAGCGCCGCACUGGGUGGUGGCGUGGGCGGCUUAGCAGGCCCUGCAGUAUCCACAGGUCCGGUGUCCGUGGGCGCCCCCGUUGCCGUAAGCCAGACCGUGUCCAUUCCAGCGCCAGUGGCGACACCCGUCGCUACUGUAUCUUUCCUGAAGCAGCCCGUAAUACACCUUAAGUACGUCACCAAGCCAGUGGUGAGCUACGUACGCCAUCCGGUGGCCACCGUCCACCACGCCAUCAGACCUGUGGUGCACGUCACGCACGCCGUUGCUGCGCCGGCCAUCGCAGCCACCCCAGCUGUGGCUGCUGCACCGGUCGUGCUAGGCGGGUUCGGCGGACCAGCGUUCGUCGGCGGAUUUGGUGGCCUCGGGGGCCUUGGAGGCGUGGGCCUAGCGGGCUCAGGCUUUGGGGGUGGCGGCCUCGGAGGCAUCGGUCUCGGUGGCGUCGGUCUCGGAGGCGCAGGCCUCGGAGGCCUCGGAUACGGUGCGGGGGGACUGGGUUAUGGAGGCGGACUGGGGGGUGGGCUCGGCGGCGGACUCGGCGGCGUCGGUAAUGGAGUGGUGGUCAAGGCCAAGCAUCUGAAGUCCUAA
Molecule: messenger RNA, 823 nt
Organism: Dermacentor albipictus
Lineage: Eukaryota; Metazoa; Arthropoda; Arachnida; Ixodida; Ixodidae
Product: adult-specific cuticular protein ACP-20-like
Source: RefSeq, a predicted model, not a curated record